UUCCAGCUUCAUUGGUGGCCAUGAAAACAGAGCAAAAGUUAUCCAAGUCUUCGUGGACUAAAGUGGUAGUUAGGAAAUGGUUGAAUAUGAGGAGCAAAUCUGAGGAAUUUCAUUCCGAUCAAAUAAUAGAUGUGAUGGGUGGUAGAGGUGAAAGAAGAAGAAAGAGUUGCUCCGACGACGGGAGUUGCGCCGUCGUGCCGGAGGAAUUAUCGGAAAGGUGGUUGAUGGAAAGAAAUGGAGGAAUUGAAGAGCCAAUAUUGAGUGAAAAGACUUCCACUCAUCAAAACCUCAGGUAA
Molecule: messenger RNA, 296 nt
Organism: Solanum verrucosum
Lineage: Eukaryota; Viridiplantae; Streptophyta; Magnoliopsida; Solanales; Solanaceae
Product: type I inositol polyphosphate 5-phosphatase 8-like
Exons: 4
Coding region: 21-296 (91 amino acids)
Source: RefSeq, a predicted model, not a curated record